Molecule: messenger RNA, 2461 nt
Organism: Trematomus bernacchii (emerald rockcod)
Lineage: Eukaryota; Metazoa; Chordata; Actinopteri; Perciformes; Nototheniidae
Exons: 10
Coding region: 260-1930 (556 amino acids)
Source: RefSeq, a predicted model, not a curated record
CUCUGAUGUUACUUCUUUGUUGGCCAGUGCUGGUGGCCAGUGUGUCUUCUGUCAAAAAAAUGAACUUGCAAAUAAGGUUCACCUUCAGAUCAAGCAUAUCAGAGAAGCAAUUUAUUUUUUGGAAAAUAACCAAGAGAAAUUUGUGAUCGCCUGCCUCUGCAAGGAUGUUGAAAAUGCAUCCAGAAGUCAUUACCAUUGCCCAUUUUGCCAUUAUAGAACAUUCACACGAUCCGCCACCAUCAUCAAUCAUUUUAAAAGCAUGCAUGCUCUUACUUCGUCAAAAAAAAAACAAGCGACUCAAAAACGGAAAGCAGAUGACACUGCGGAACACAAGAAGAGGUUACGUUCUAACCCUAGUGAUGUCUCAUGUCCCCACUGCACAUCUGUGCUAAGUGCACCAAAAAACUUAAGACGGCAUAUCAGAGAUGUGCACAACCUUGAUGCUACACCGAUGAUAUGCAUAGAUGUACAAAAUGGAAUCUAUGUCACUCCAAAAUAUGACCAUAGUCCAGUUUUCCCCAUUCAUGUCAUCAAGACAACAAAUCCACCCAAUAUUGACUGUGAGGUUGAGAACUGUCGUACUUUCAUGAAGAUUGCUUGGUGUUCAGGAAAUCCUGGAAAAGAAUGUGUACACCUUGAAAGAACAAAAAGUGCCAAACCAUAUUCACAGCCAGCAGUCCUCACAUCCACCUCCUUGCAGGAUAUGUUAAGCAAAGGGCUGAUGUCCUCUGAGUGGGGGACAAAAUGUGAAAAACUAUACACUGCUGCAACAACCAAUGGAGUGGACAGUGUGGUUCCUGUUUUCUUUGGAGACGAGGGUUACUCCAAACGGUGUUUGUUUUUUUCAGUUUUUACUGAUGAAAGAGACAACUGGUGCCGGUUUGGAAGAACAAGAGUGACCUUUGACACAGUGGCAGGACAGUGGAACUGUCAGUGUCAGGGAACUGGAACAUCACAUCGAUGUAUACAUCGAAUGAUGGGAAUGUGGUGGAUUUUCCAGGAGUCUCCAGGCACCCUAGUCACCUCUGACUUACAAGUUGAGGACAUAGACGACUUGGAAACACAUAUGGUCGAGAGCAGCCUUUUCUGUGAGCCACACAAACUCACUUCUCAAAAAGUAACUGUGAUGACAGACUAUUUAUCAACCAAAAAGCGCAUCCCGUGCCUGCAGGACUUACCGUUGGAGCUGAGGACUAAGGAGAGACAGCCACCCCCCUGUUUUGUCCCCUCAGAAGAAACCUGCCCCUACUGUCCAGGGCCCACCCCUCCAGAUCUUAACUCCCAAGAAAAUGUAACCACACAAGCAAUGGUGUAUGGGAUUAAGUAUAUCCAAAAAGGUGUUUCAGUUGCUGUAAAACAGUGCCCAACAUGUGCAAAUCUGGUCAGAUUCCAAGAUUUUUCCACUGGUUUCCACAACUUCAACAACCGUGUCAUCUUGACACUGCCACUUUGUGAGCUUCUCCUGUCUGGUUUGGCGAACAAGACAACCACUGGACGCAUGCUGGACACUCUGUCAUUAUUCAACGACAACCGGUACCACCACCAAAUUGUGAGGAGGGCAUUCCAUCACUUUCUGUCACUGACCAACUUUAAGUUUGACUUUUGUUGCCACCAGUGUGGGUACAACCCAGCUGUGGUAGUAGCUGAUGCCAACUGGAAACUUGCCUUUGAUGUCCCACUUGGGACAUUUAAAAGGCCUGAUCCAGAUACCAUUUCUGAAAGUGACCUGGAAGUUGAUAUUGUCAAGGCAUGGUCAGAGCUCGACAAGUCACAUAUAGCCGAAGGCCUCAUAUCAGGAACAUCUGUGGCCAAUCCCUUUUGUACGUCUGUUCGCCACUCGACACUGGCACCAUGGAUGGGAGAAAAAACAAGAGUUGGUAACAUUUUACCUAAAACUGAGGCCAAAAAGGCAAUAAAAAAAAAAAGAUGACAUCAAGCAUCCCAACAUGAACAUAAAUGAAGACAUCAUACUGGGAAUCAUUGACUCAAAGAAGCCUCAAAAAAAGGAACUCCAGGACGCUUGUGAUGCUCUGGGUGUAUCCUCAGAGGGAUCGAUUUCGGAUAUGUUGAACAGGCUUCUGGAACUCCUUAAUUUUAAGGACAUUUACCCAAAGCUUUUUGUGAAGCUACAGAAAGCUGGUGGUGGUGUCCUUCAUUUCUCCUGUGUACAUGGCAUAGUGUACUAUAUGAACAUUCUGUUUUGGACGGAGUCGGCAAGAGACCAUACCACAGAGUAGUGCACUACUCUGUGGUAUCUGUGGCAAGUACUUCCGCCUCUGUGGCAGAUGCCGGAAGUACUUGCCACUGCCUGCAAAUGCCAAGGCACAUGCCACGGCGAGUAUAGUGGCAACACUCAUUGUGUUCUAGUGGCAACACUCAUUGUGUUCUAGAAUGAUAAAUAAAAUAACAUUGUACCUUGACAAUCAAUGCAUUCUAAUAGCGGGUACAUUUUACACGUUGG